AUGCGGUUGAAGUUGUUGGAGCAAACUAAUCAGUUGCCUCAUUCACAUCGCUUUGCAAAUGGUCAUGUACAAUAUGAAUCUAUCUAUCUAUCUAUCUAUCUAUCUAUCUAUCUAUCUAUCUAUCUAUCUAUCUAUCUAUCUAUCUCAGUUCAUAUCUAUUUAGCAAUCUUACUUCAUAUCUAUCUAUCUAUCUAUCUAUCUAUCUAUCUAUCUAUCUAUCUAUCUCAAUCAGUUCAUAUCUAUCUAUCUAUCUCAAUCAGUUCAUAUUUAUUUAGCAAUCUUAGUUCAUAUCUAUCUAUCUAUCUAUCUCAAACAGUUCAUAUUUAUUUAGCAAUCUCAGUUCAAAUCUAUCUAUCUAUCUAUCUAUCUAUCUAUCUAUCUAUCUAUCUAUCUAUCUAUCUAUCUAUUUCAAUCAGUUCAUAUCUAUUUAGCAAUCUCAGUUCAUAUCUAUCUAUCUAUCCAUCUAUUUAUCUAUCUAUCUAUCUAUCUAUCUAUCUAUCUAUCUAUCUAUCUAUCUAUCUCAGUCAGCUCAUAUCUAUAUAG
Molecule: messenger RNA, 543 nt
Organism: Acanthosepion pharaonis
Lineage: Eukaryota; Metazoa; Mollusca; Cephalopoda; Sepiida; Sepiidae
Source: the annotation of a GenBank genome assembly